AAGGAAAGUUGUGUCAUUUUUAGAAAGAAAGUCAUUCGUAGAAGGUUGGACAAGUAAAAUGAGGGAGAUUGUUCAUGUUCAGGCUGGCCAAUGUGGAAAUCAAAUUGGAGCAAAGUUUUGGGAGGUUAUCUCGGAUGAACACGGCAUCGACCCCACGGGUACCUACCAUGGUGACUCUGAUUUGCAGUUAGAAAGGAUUAACGUGUACUACAAUGAAGCUUCAGGAGGAAAGUACGUUCCACGCGCAAUCUUGCUGGACUUGGAACCUGGAACAAUGGAUUCUGUACGUUCUGGACCCUUUGGACAACUGUUUAGGCCUGACAACUUUAUUUUUGGGCAAAGCGGAGCAGGAAACAACUGGGCUAAAGGACACUAUACAGAAGGCGCAGAAUUGGUGGAGUCGGUGUUAGACGUUGUCAGGAAGGAAUGCGAAAGUUGUGAUUGCCUUCAGGGCUUCCAGUUGGCUCAUUCUUUAGGAGGAGGAACAGGAUCUGGAAUGGGAACCCUCUUAAUCUCGAAAGUACGGGAGGAAUAUCCUGAUAGGAUCAUGAACACAUUCAGUGUUUUACCCUCUCCAAAGGUAUCUGACACAGUUGUAGAACCAUACAAUGCUACACUUUCAGUUCACCAACUUGUG
Molecule: messenger RNA, 637 nt
Organism: Limulus polyphemus (Atlantic horseshoe crab)
Lineage: Eukaryota; Metazoa; Arthropoda; Merostomata; Xiphosura; Limulidae
Product: tubulin beta-4B chain-like
Exons: 5
Biological process (GO): mitotic cell cycle; microtubule cytoskeleton organization
Cellular component (GO): microtubule; cytoplasm
Molecular function (GO): structural constituent of cytoskeleton; GTPase activity; GTP binding
Source: RefSeq, a predicted model, not a curated record